CGAAAAAGAAAAAGAAUGAGAAUUUCAAGGAUCUGAAUUUCGAAGCGUUUUUGUUAAUUUCCCAAAAAUUUGUAAAAACGGAGCAGCCUGCUCACCGAUGCGCACCGCUCGUUAUUUGAAAUCUGAUGUGAAAUGAAACGAAAACUGCGGUCGAGAAAAUUGAAAAUCAAAGUUUGUAGAAAUCUUUCAAAAAAGAAAAGUAUCACUUUCAGAGUCAAGAAAUUCGCGGUCGUUGUUCGUUGCAAUUUUGAUGGUUGACGGUCGCUUGGAUGGUUCUCGUCUCGAUAAAUCUCGCGUCUACGUUCGCGGUGAAAAUGUUGACGCACGAACACAGGUAAACAAUAAUUGCAUAAUUAAAUUUCGCGAUAACGCAUAAUGGUAGACAUUAUUUCUGUCCCCUGUGUAAUCUCGUUUUAUCAGCGUUGGACUUUACAUUUUCAAAAAGAAAGUGUUUACGUCGAUAACGACGACGAUAUACCGUGAGCGUGCAUCUGGUCAAAGACUAAAAGUCAUCGGAAUCCGUUCCGCGGUAUCGUGGAAGCGCCGAAGGAGUAAAUACACGAACGAAAGCGAAGUUGUUAGUUGGCACGUGUCGAAGAUUUAAGCGCAACAAGAGGAUUUACCCUUAAGCCGGCUAAAAAGGCAACGAGAUUAGGAAGAAACGUCCCUCCUGGCUCUCGGGUAGCGUAGGCCGAGCCUCGCCGAUGAUGAACCACGCUCAUCUCUCGCAUAAAUCCUUGGCCGUUCGAAAUGCGUGAGCUUCCUAUGAAAACGAUCGGACGCGUGUGCGUGACCGCGUUUCCCUGUGUACGGGAAUGCGAGGGAGUUCCCGAAUGCGGUCUUUAGUCGGGCUUUAGUUUCGAGUAAGCGUCGCUCGAAGAUACAGGACCCUCCUAGUGGUUGAUUUCCUCUUCCGGCUUAACUCUUCGGCCCUCGGUUCACCGAUCUUCGUCCUCCGUUCACCGUUCUCUCGAUAUUUUUCGGUAUCCGCGCCCUUCCGAUUAGAAUGGGUUUGCGUUCCACGCUGUCCACAGAAAAUAACAAGUUUCGCGCAUCGACACCGGUCCACGACGGUUCAGGAGCGAACGUCUCGAUUCGAAUUUGAACCGUCGAAAUAGACGAAUUAUUUGGUUAUGGCGAUCAAGAUCGAAAGAAGAAACUGUUCGUGCUUCGGCGCAGCCAGUGCGGCGAACACACGGAGGAGAUAACGAUACCGCGGUUGUUGAUUUGCAAAUGCAAUUUCAGGUAGCGACGUUCGCUGAAAUCUAAAUAGACGAAUGGUUGAAAAAGAGAUGUAUCUAUCGACUGUUUCUACAAAAUGUGAACGAAAUCGGUGAUGUUACGUAUUUCCUUCGUCGACGUCCGAAUGGGAGUGUUGGUAUCCGAAUGUUUAAAGAUCGACAAUGGAGUGCGAAGGUAGUAGAAUGCCGAUGUGUCGCGCGUAAAACAAAAGUGUGAGUCGAGCGAGCAAGGAAAAAGAAAAAGAAGAGUUGAUUUCCGAAACCGAGGGCGGUUCGGCACCAUUUUGGUUUCUUCGACGAGCGAUGGAACGACGCAGAUUACCGAGAAGAAGAGGCCUCUCGUCGGCAGAAACUCGAAUUGAAUUAUCAGUGAACUCAUCCACGCAACAGACGGAAGAAAUAGCAAGGCUGUUGCCUAUCAACGGAAUCUCCGAGAUCACAGGAUGCAGGGAUCGGCCACAUAUUUGUGGAAAAGAAGCAGCCUGUCGAACGUUCUACGACAGUACGUCCAAGUGCGUCUGCCCGCACGAUUUGUCCCCUCCGACGGCUGACUUGAAAUGUCCGAAUCGUCUCAUAGUGCCCCUAACACCGCGACCUAUACCGAACAUAAUACCCCCAAAUGGUAAUUCUACCAAUAGUACGACCGCCCUUCCAGAAGCCGAACAGGUGGAACGGUCGAGGCAGAGGGUACCUGAAGUAAUAGGAAUUGCUCUAGCUUGCAUCGCGGUAGUAGUCAUUUUUCUGAGCAUAGUGUACUGCGUCAGAAAACGAAGUUAUAACGUCAAAUCACAGAGGAGUUCCUUAGACGGGACACCGAUGAACCUGAAGAAGGGGUUGCUGUUAGCAAAUAAGUACACACCUAAUCCACAGUAUUUCAGUUGCGCUUCACCGGAGGUACCAAUUCUGCAGCGCGAAUCUCUCGUAUUUGUACAGGACAUCGGGGAAGGAUGCUUUGGAAAAGUGUACAAAGGUGAAUUAUGUACCGGAGACUCGAAGGAAAUCGUCGCGAUAAAGGUUUUGAAGGAUUCCGCGUCCCACGAAGCUGAAGAAGACUUUAUGCGAGAAGUCGAUAUUAUGUCCACGUUUGGGCAUAGAAAUAUUUUGUCGCUGAAAGGAGUGGUGCUUCGAGACGCUAACAACAGUCCAUGGAUGGUUUUCGAAUACAUGCCUUAUGGAGAUCUAGCCGAAGUGUUGCGAUCAAACACCCGUCAGCUUAGAUCGCCGAAACCUGGACUGCAACCUUUGACCCAGGAGUCUCUGCAUUGGAUAACAAUCCAGAUCGCAGCAGGCAUGACCUAUCUAUCCGGUCAAAGAUUCGUCCAUCGAGAUCUGGCUUGCAGAAAUUGUCUCGUCGGUGCCGACCUAGUUGUAAAAAUAGCUGAUUUCGGCAUGUCGCGGGACGUAUACACCUGUGAUUAUUAUAAGAUAGGAGGAUCUCGACUUUUACCGGUCCGUUGGAUGUCACCGGAAAGUGUAAUGUACGGACGUUUCACGCUGGAAAGUGAUGUCUGGAGCUUUGGCGUUGUCCUGUGGGAAGUUUAUUCUUUCGGGAAACAACCAUAUUACGGACACAACAAUGAAGAAGUAGUAAAACUAAUAUUCCAAGGAAUAAUGCUCAUUCCGCCGGAAGAAUGUCCACCGUUCGUCUGCCAACUGAUGCGAGAAUGCUGGAAAACAGAUCCUAAAGAUAGAAUCAAAUUCCCAGAGAUAUUAGAGAGACUAGAGAAAGCUCAAGGUAAACUCAUCCAGCAAGGCACCUUGCCAAGGCCACCUCAAGGACCUGUUACUAUCCGAACACCGGACGUCUUGGAUCCUGAUGGUUAUUUAUUGCCAGCACCGACAAUACCGCACGAAUAUUUGCAAACCCUACCAAUUCUGUCCGAUUAACAAUGCAUUUAUCGCUAGUCGAAUGAACAACAAACGUUACCUUCACUUGCCGCAUACAAAGUAAAAACCUAAGUCGCGAACAGCAUUUUCGUUACGGGUGCCGACCAUAAUCGGCGUGCGCGCGACGGUCGCGCACGUGGACUGGCGCGGCAUAGUUCGCGGCGUGGUGUCCCGUUCAGUCGCUCCGCGUCACUCCAGCGGAGCGGAUUGCCGUAAGGAAAGGGUUAAAUACAAGUAUUUGAGUAAAUAAAAACGUGAAAGUAAAGUAAAUCUUACGCUAUACAGUCAGUAACUUUAAUAUUUGGAUAUUUCACAAUUUUUACUUUGUCGCUUUGUAACUUCGAGGCUUUCAGUUACAGAAGGACGAACAACUUCCGAAAUACUCAUAUAAGACGUUGAAAAUAUUAAAUGUUCUAAUACGGAGUGCAGUUUGUGUUUUAUACGAUGGAGAAUGUACAGUUUUACACAUAUAAUAUACAUAUGCUGUAAUUUAUAUUUUAGUGUAUCGCCUACGUUCUAAUAUAUUAAACAUGUAUAAUAUAUUUAUAUUCGCUUAUUUUUAUAUAGGU
Messenger RNA from Hylaeus anthracinus, 3697 nucleotides. RefSeq names its product BDNF/NT-3 growth factors receptor-like. Gene Ontology annotation, molecular function: neurotrophin receptor activity; ATP binding; transmembrane receptor protein tyrosine kinase activity. The transcript is spliced from 9 exons. Gene Ontology annotation, biological process: cell surface receptor protein tyrosine kinase signaling pathway; positive regulation of kinase activity; cellular response to nerve growth factor stimulus. Lineage: Eukaryota; Metazoa; Arthropoda; Insecta; Hymenoptera; Colletidae. Gene Ontology annotation, cellular component: axon; signaling receptor complex. The coding region runs from base 1545 to 3128 and encodes 527 amino acids. The record is from RefSeq and is a predicted model, not a curated record.